AUGGCCAACCAGUGUUCCGGGCAUGUCUUCGCCAUCGUGCAAGCGACGAACGGCAACAUCCUGACCUGGCGCUGCUCCGACUGCAACUCGGGCCCCUUUGUGGCUAUCUGGCGCUGCAAGAUCUGCGGCCAUUGUCGGUGCAAUGCUUGCCACAAUGCCAAGGCGUGA
Molecule: messenger RNA, 168 nt
Organism: Penicillium atrosanguineum
Lineage: Eukaryota; Fungi; Ascomycota; Eurotiomycetes; Eurotiales; Aspergillaceae
Product: UDP-glucose 6-dehydrogenase
Exons: 1
Coding region: 1-168 (55 amino acids)
Source: RefSeq, a predicted model, not a curated record